Messenger RNA from Microtus oregoni (creeping vole), 4020 nucleotides. RefSeq names its product membrane palmitoylated protein 3 (gene Mpp3). Gene Ontology annotation, molecular function: protein binding. NCBI's taxonomy places the organism in Eukaryota, Metazoa, Chordata, Mammalia, Rodentia, Cricetidae. The record is from RefSeq and is a predicted model, not a curated record. Gene Ontology annotation, cellular component: cell-cell junction; plasma membrane. The transcript is spliced from 19 exons. The coding region runs from base 429 to 2186 and encodes 585 amino acids.
GUGCAGCCUCUCUGCCUCAAUCGGCUUUGAAGCCUCAGUCCCUGGCACAGUGCCUGGCACUUGCAGCACGCUCAAUCAAUGUUUGCAAAAUCGGAUUCUCGGCAGAGCAGGUGUCCACCGGGAGCGGUCCGUGCGCAGGGCGAGGGCUGCUAGGGGGCCGCGGUGCCGCGCUCCUCCCCUCCGGGCCCGCGCCGCGCCUCCGCCAGCGCGCGCUGCCCCGACCCCGCGCGCCGCGGCAGGGAGGGGCCGGCGGAGGCGGAGCCAGCGGCGGCCGAGGCUGGCGGCUCCCGCGCGGCUCCGGGUCACCGAUCCUAGAUCCCGGCGCGGCGAGGUCAUAAGCAGAUUCAGGUGAUGUGUGUUCAUUGCUGAGUGACUCCUACCCCACCCCACAAACUGCAGGGACAGUUGGGGACCUGCCAGGCACAGGCAUGCCAGUGCUGUCCGAAGACUCGGGUUUGCAUGAGACCCUGGCACUUCUGACCUCUCAGCUCAGGCCUGACUCCAACCACAGGGAGGAGAUGGGCUUCUUGAGGGACGUCUUCAGUGAGAAGAGCCUCAGCUAUCUGAUGAAGAUUCACGAGAAACUCCGCUAUUAUGAGAGGCAGAGCCCGACCCCUGUCCUGCACAGUGCCAUGGCCCUCGCGGAGGAUGUGAUGGAGGAGUUGCAGGCCGCCUCGGUGCACAGUGACGAGAAGGAGCUGCUGCAGCUGCUGUCCACGCCCCAUCUCAGGGCUGUGCUCAUGGUACACGACACGGUUGCCCAGAAGAACUUUGAUCCUGUUCUGCCCCCUCUGCCCGAUAAUAUCGAUGAGGAAUUCGAGGAGGAGUCGGUGAAGAUUGUUCGCUUGGUGAAAAACAAGGAGCCCCUGGGUGCCACUAUCCGGAGAGACGAACACUCAGGGGCCGUCGUGGUGGCCAGGAUCAUGCGAGGGGGCGCGGCAGAUCGGAGCGGUCUGGUGCAUGUCGGUGACGAGCUCCGGGAGGUGAACGGGAUCGCUGUCCUGCACAAGCGUCCAGACGAGAUCAGUCAGAUUCUGGCCCAGUCCCAGGGAUCCAUCACCCUCAAGAUCAUCCCUGCCACCCAGGAGGAAGACCGCUUCAAAGAGAGCAAGGUGUUUAUGCGUGCCCUCUUCCACUAUGACCCUCGGGAGGACCGUGCCAUCCCCUGCCAGGAGGCAGGCCUGCCCUUCCAGCGGAGGCAGGUCCUGGAGGUGGUGAGCCAAGACGACCCCACCUGGUGGCAGGCCAAGAGAGUGGGAGACACCAACCUUCGAGCUGGCCUCAUCCCAUCUAAGCAGUUCCAGGAGAGGCGGCUGAGCUACAGGAGAACGACAGGCACCCUGCCAAGCCCCCAGAGCUUCAAAAAGCCCCCCUAUGAUCAGCCUUGUGACAAAGAGACCUGUGACUGUGAAGGGUACCCCAAAGGGCACUAUGUGGCUGGUCUUCGGAGAAGCUUCCGGCUAGGCUGCAGGGAGCGGCUGGGUGGCUCACAGGAGGCAAAGGUGACUGCAGGAGCUGAGUCUCAGGAGCUGCUGACCUAUGAGGAGGUGGCCAGGUACCAACAGCAGCCUGGGGAGCGGCCCCGCCUGGUGGUUCUGAUUGGGUCUCUGGGAGCCCAACUGCAUGAGCUGAAGCAAAGGAUGGUGGCCGAGGACCCCCAGCAUUUUGGUGUCGCAGUUCCACACACCACCAGACCCCGGAAGAGCCAUGAGAAGGAAGGGGUGGAGUAUCACUUUGUCUCCAAGCAAGCGUUCGAGGCUGACUUGCAUCAUAACAAGUUCCUGGAACACGGUGAAUAUAAGGAGAAUCUCUAUGGGACCAGCCUGGAGGCCAUUCAGGCUGUUAUGGCCAAAAACAAAGUUUGCUUGGUGGAUGUAGAACCAGAAGCACUAAGACACCUGAGGACCCCUGUGUUUAAACCCUAUAUUAUAUUUGUAAAACCUGCAAUUCAGGAGAAAAAGAAGACGCCGCCUGUGUCUCCAGACUCUGAGGGCACAGCAGCUCGGCUUGAUGAACAGCAGCAAGAGAUGGCCGCCUCUGCUGCCUUCAUUGAUCAGCACUAUGGGCACCUGAUUGACGCUGUGCUCGUGAGGGAGGACCUGCAGGGCAUCUGCAGCCAGCUCAGAGCAGUCCUAGAAAAGCUGAGCAAGGACACUUACUGGGUACCCAUCGAUUGGGUGAGGUAACUUCAUCCCAUAGCAUCCCGUCUGGCCGGACCUUGAAGACCGUAUUGUCUAGCCUCCCUCGUGUGUUGUCAAGUACGGAGAGGGGCAGGAUUUCCCACAGACUGUCGUCACCGAGCAUUAGUGGGAAGCCUCAUUUGGCGUCGGCAGGAUUUCCCACAAACGGUCGUCACUCAGUAUUAGUGGGAAACCUUGUUUGGUGUUGGGUUUUUGUCUGUCUUUCUGCACUGCACCCUUUCACGAGUUGAGUUGAAAGGGGCAGUUCAUAGAAUAACAUGUCAUCCAUUAAAAAUCUCGAAGGCAAGUUGGCCUUGAUCCUUUGUACCAAAGCUAUGUAGCCACUGUCUUUUGGGGGUGGUGGUGGUGAAUUUAUAUAGUGAUUCACAGUGAUGAUUCAGCUUUAUAAAUAUGACACUUCACUGGUCUAACUUUGUUGGGAAUUGUUUUCCCCAAGGGGAUCUUCUGUGCAAAUGACCUGUCUUGCAGCACUGAAAUAUUACUUAAAAAAAUUUUUUUUUGGUAGUGCUUGCCUGGUGGUAGAGAAAUUGGUUCCCUGCCUUUCCACAUAGUUUGUAUACAUGAUGUUUGUCCUGCAAGACAGAGGCACACGUAACAGUCCACAUGGCCCACGAGUCGGUUCUACCAUGCAGCAGUGCCUUCGGGGACUCUUGAGGAAUGUCAGGCUGCCUGUCCCCUUUCUAAAUACUCCCCACGCCCCUGGAAGUGAGUCCUUGCUGUGUUUGAUUUGUCCUGUAAUAUCUUCUCUCUGUCAUGCCUUGGUCCUAGGCUUUCUGUUUUCAGUUUGGGGCUCCUGUUGUGCUAGAUUGUGGGGAAUCAGAAGACUUCCAUCUGUCAAAGCUGUGUCUCAGCCACAAUAAAUCAGUCCUGUCGAAAAAGUGUGUAGAUUCCAAGUGUGGCUCUGUCGUGUUGUCGCUAAGCAGCAGUGACUUCUGAAGGGACUGUGACAGGUCAUGGCUACUCCGAGAGUUGUACUUCUGAUGAGCCGCCAGCGUAUGUAAGUUUGUGCCGAGGCGAUGCUGAGCCGUCUGGCGCAUUAUCUUUGUAAAUACACCAAGCCGACGAUGUAGCAAUGUUACCAUUCCCAUUUUACAACUGAGGAAAAAAAUGAGACUUAGAAACUUUAAAUCAUGUGUCCAAGUUCAUACACCUGAAAAACAGUCCAAGGCUCAGGAGGUUUGUCUAUCCAUAAAAGUGCUUACCUGCAAGUUUAAUGACUUGAGUUCAAAUCCCCAGAACCCAUUUGUAGUGUGUUUUCAUAACCACGGCAGUUUAGUCAGGAGAUCGGAAGUGGAAACAGGAGACUCUCUGGAAACUUUUGAACUGGCUAGUUUGCACUUACACCUGUGCACACACAUACACAUUGUGCACUUACACACAUACUAAGCAUGCACAAUGAUACGACUCUAUAUAUUUGAGCCUCAAAAUUCCUUACAAGAGGUUUGAUCCUUAACCACAAUGCUAUACCGCCUCAUGCUUUUGUGCUUUCUCCAAUGGGGGCUCCCUAAUAAAGUGACUGACCUGUGAGGAGUGUAUUCAUAGAUAAACAGUGUGCAGUUUGCUUGCAUCUUCUAGGACCAGAGAAAGGAUGCCGUUUGUACACAUGCAAGAUACCUUAUCCCCGAAACAGGCGAGGCAGACGGCGAAGCACCAGGCAGGCUGUUUGCUAACUUUCUUGCGUGAGAACUCUAGCAGCUCUUUGGCUUAUCCCAGGUCACGCACCAACCAGGAUCUCAUUUGUAGGACUUCCCAGCCAAGGGCAGGUCCUUCUUACUGGAUUUGUAGCCAGUGAAACAGCGACUUAACUAUUUCCCAGAAA